Molecule: messenger RNA, 817 nt
Organism: Hevea brasiliensis (rubber tree)
Lineage: Eukaryota; Viridiplantae; Streptophyta; Magnoliopsida; Malpighiales; Euphorbiaceae
Product: pectinesterase inhibitor 4
Exons: 1
Coding region: 24-728 (234 amino acids)
Biological process (GO): negative regulation of catalytic activity
Molecular function (GO): enzyme inhibitor activity
Source: RefSeq, a predicted model, not a curated record
CUAAUAAUUCCUCAUCCACCUGAAUGUUUUUUUUUUUUCCUAAAAAUAUUGAAACUCUUGGCACACCUUCUGCGCUCACAGAGAGAAAGAUGGAAACUAAAUCUGUUGGCCUAUAUUCAACCUGCAGUCCAAGCCUGCAGCUUCUCGUACCUCUUCUUCUUACAUCUCUUCUAUUCGUACCAAACGUCCAAAACUCCUCAGCAGCAGCCAUCACCACCACCAAAACUUCUAAAACCACAUACACUAUGUACCUAAAAACAGCUUGCAAUACCACCAUAUGCCCAAAACUCUGCUACAGCUCUCUGUCUCCCUACACCUCUACCAUCAAAACCAAUGACCUCAGGCUCUGUAAAGCCGCAUUGACCCUGAAAGUUGCCAAAAAAACGUCUGCGCUGAUCAAAACUCCGUCAAGGCAGAAGGGAUUGAGCAAGCCUGAAGUUGGCGUCGUUCAAGAUUGCCAGGAUGAAAUCGGAGACAGCAUUGACGAGCUCAAGCAAGCAUUGCAGGCUUUAGGCAGUCUAAAGGGUACUAAUAAUAAUGUGGAAUUUCAGAUUGCUGACAUAAAAACAUGGGUUAGUGCAGCGAUUACCGAUGAAAGUGGCUGCACGGAUGGAUUCGAUGGCCUGAAAGUAAGCACUACGUUGAAGAACAAGAUCAGGAAUAUUAUAUCCAAAUUUAACGGGCUCACUAGCAAUGCUCUGGCACUCAUUAACAAACUCGAUCAGUGACUUGUUCUAUGUAUUCUUCUUUUUUAUUCUUAGUUUUGAUCCUUUCGUAUGUAUCAAUCAUAUGCGCAGGCCAGAUUCAAUCUUCAAAA